AUGUAUGCGCAUGUCACUGCCUUCGAGGUGAAGCUGCGUCUGUGGGAAGCCCAGGUAGGUCGAGGACAGCUUGACCACUUCCCUCGCCUGGCCACCUGUGCUGCGGAAGAUGUCGACCGCGACGGAUGUGCCGCUGCUCUUGCCGCUCUGCGCCAGGAGUUCACGAACCGCUUCGCUCGCGUUCGGGAGCUCGCUACCGACUUCAAGCUGGUGACAGCACCGUUCAACUUCAGUGUCGACGAAGCGCCGGUAUCCCUGAGAGAGUCGGUGGAACUCCAAAGCAGUGAUGAACUCAGAGGAAAGUUCCGAACCUCUUCGCCUCUGGCCUUCUUCCGCGAUGUCAUUAUCCCCACUGACGGAUAUUCCAAUUACAUAUUGCACGUCCAACGCAUCGCUGCCAUGUUCGGUAGCACGUACUGCUGCGAACAGCAGUUCUCCAAAAUGAAGUUAUACGUGAAAUCCCGCCUCCGAUCCAGACUGUCUGAUCGUCACCUGAAUGACGUCCUCAGGCUGAGCUCGACGACAUCUGUGGCGCCGAAUGUCGAAGGGCUUCUUCACGGCAGGAAGCAGCACCACCCUUCGCACUAA
Molecule: messenger RNA, 588 nt
Organism: Amphibalanus amphitrite
Lineage: Eukaryota; Metazoa; Arthropoda; Thecostraca; Balanomorpha; Balanidae
Product: general transcription factor II-I repeat domain-containing protein 2-like
Exons: 1
Coding region: 1-588 (195 amino acids)
Source: RefSeq, a predicted model, not a curated record